AUGAGGGCCCUUUUGCCUCUCCUCUCCAUCCUCUCCCUCGCCUCGGCUCUGCACUUGUAUGUCGACGGCUCCGCGCCCAAAUGCUUCUUUGAGGAUCUGCCCAAGGACACGCUCGUCGUGGGCAAUUAUUCGGCCGAGGAGUAUGAUCACCACGUGUCUUCAUGGCAACAGCAUGGUGGCAUCAGCAUCUAUAUUUCCGUCGAUGAGGUCUUCGACAACGAUCACCGCGUUGUCUCCCAGCGCGGCUCCUCGGCCGGCCGCUUUACCUUUACCGCCCAGGAAGCCGGCGAGCACAAGAUCUGCUUCACACCUUCCUCAAACUCUGGCCGGUCUGGCUGGCUCUCCUCCAAGACCCUCCACGGCGGCAUCAAAAUGAAGCUCGACCUGGUCAUCGGCGCCACCAGUCAGAUCGAGAGCAGCGACAAGGACAAGCUUCAGGACAUUGCCAGCCGCAUCAGGGACCUCAAUGCCAGGCUCAGCGACAUCCGCAAGGAGCAAGUCUUCCAGAGGGAACGAGAAGCAGAGUUCAGAGACCAGUCCGAGUCCACCAACGGCCGCGUUCUCUCGCAUCUGCGCUCCUUUUUCAUCAAGCAGAAGCUCACAUGA
Hirsutella rhossiliensis is the source of this 606-nucleotide messenger RNA. RefSeq names its product emp24/gp25L/p24 family/GOLD domain-containing protein. The transcript has 4 exons. Gene Ontology annotation, biological process: Golgi organization; intracellular protein transport; endoplasmic reticulum to Golgi vesicle-mediated transport. Gene Ontology annotation, cellular component: Golgi apparatus; endoplasmic reticulum; endoplasmic reticulum-Golgi intermediate compartment. The coding region runs from base 1 to 606 and encodes 201 amino acids. Lineage: Eukaryota; Fungi; Ascomycota; Sordariomycetes; Hypocreales; Ophiocordycipitaceae. The record is from RefSeq and is a predicted model, not a curated record.